Molecule: messenger RNA, 2738 nt
Organism: Gadus macrocephalus (Pacific cod)
Lineage: Eukaryota; Metazoa; Chordata; Actinopteri; Gadiformes; Gadidae
Exons: 4
Coding region: 25-2721 (898 amino acids)
Source: RefSeq, a predicted model, not a curated record
AGCAUUGAGUGCUUUGCAAGAAGAAUGAAGAAAUUACGAUCUCACCACCCAAUGUGUGAAAAUAGAUCCUUUGCUACAGCCCAGGUGGACUUGUCUCAUGAGACGGCGUUAUGCAGCCGCAGCGGAACCAUUGCAGAACACAACGCCUCAUCAACACCACUAACAUCAAUUGAAGACAAAGACCACCACUCCUCAUCAACACCCCUAACAUCAAUUGAAGACAAAGACCACCACUCCUCAUCAACACCCCUAACAUCAAUUGAAGACAAAGACUACCACUCCUCAUCAACACCACCAACAUCAAGUGAAGACCAAGACUACCACUCCUCAUCAACACCACUAACAUCAAUUGAAGACAAAGACUACCACUCCUCAUCAACACCACCAACAUCAAGUGAAGACAAAGACUACCACUCCUCAUCAACACCACUAACAUCAAUUGAAGACAAAGACUACCACUCCUCAUCAACACCACCAACAUCAAGUGAAGAUGAAGACUACCACUCCCCAUCAACAUCACCAACAUCAAGUGAAGACCAAGACUACCACCCCUCAUCAACGCCACCAACAUCAAGUGAAGAUGAAGACUACCACCCCUCAUCAACGCCACCAACAUCAAGUGAAGAUGAAGACUACCACCCCUCAAUACCAUCGUCCACUGAAAGAGAGAGUGUCUCAGAGAAAGACCAUAUUCACUCUUCAUUGAGGGAACAUGAGAUCCUGGAAGCUGAGACAAUAGCAAAUUCAGAAUUAAAAGGAAAAAGGAAGCUGCAAGGUGAUAAAAAGAGGCCACAAGUUACUAUUCAAACAAGCCAAAAGAAAACUGAUGGUACAAGGGCCUGGGAUAAAGCCCAUUACUGUUUGUAUUGUACAAAGUCCAAUUUGAAGAUGGCCAGACAUUUACAAAGAAAACACAGUAAUGAAACUGAUGUUGCCCGUGCCUUUAGCUUCCGACCUGGCUCCAAACAAAGGAAGACACUCUUGGAAUCCCUUCGCAAUAAGGGAGACUGGCAACAUAAUAUUAAGGUCUUAGAAGAAGGAAAUGGGGAGAUAGUAACAUGGAGACAGCCCACUGAGAAGGCUUCUGUACAGGACUACCUACCAUGCGAACACUGUUAUGCAAUGUUCAAGAGGACUGAACUCUGGAGACAUGGGAGGUCAUGUGGAGAAAGGAAUCGGGAAACGGAGAAAGGCAAAAGAAGAAGAGUACAAAAAGCUUCCUCGCAACUUCUUCCAAUCAUGGAAUCAGCUGGAGGAGUUACAAAGGUUAUUCAUACUAUGUUGCAAGAUAAUGUAACCUCUCACAUCAGAAGUGAUGAGAUGAUAUGUAAGUAUGGAGAUGCAUUAUUUGCAAGAAAGGGCCGUGAACAAUCUCAACAUGGAUACAUCGCACAAAAGUUGAGAGAACUGGGAAGGUUUGUGUUGGCUGCAAAGAAGAUUGACAAGAGUGUGAAAAGUCUUAAAGAUAUAUGUGAUCCAACAAAGUUUGACCUGGCAGUAAAAGCAGCCAGGAGGGUGUCAAACUACAACACAGAAACCAACGAAUAUGGAAAGCCAUCUACUGCUGUCAAAAUUGGAUUUUCUCUCAAAGGGGCAACAGAAACCUGGAUUGGACAUUGUUUGAUGACGUCGGAUGUUUUAACUGAGAAGAGGGCCAAGAAGUUUAAGCAGCUGCUAGAUAGCUCUUGGUCCACUUUCGUGUCAACCAAUGCUCACAGCACAAUGGAACAACGGAGGUGGAACAAAGAAGACAGUGUACCUUUGACAAAGGCCGUUGUUACUCUGCAGAACUACCUGAGGAAAAUUGAGGAUGAGGCAAAGGUGGAGUUGAAAAAGUGUGCGAGCAACACCACAGCAUACAAAAAGUUAACUGAGAGCCUUCUCGCACAAAUAAUAGUAUUUAACAAGAAGCGUGAAGGAGAAGCAUCACGCUUAACCUUGGAGACAUAUCUAAAAGCCGACACCGGCCCUGUGAAUGAGGACAUAUAUGAAACCCUAUCAGCAGUGGAAAAACAACUGAGCCACAGGCUGACUCGGAUAGUGACACGUGGAAAGAGAGGUAGAAAAGUGCCCAUUCUCCUUCUUGAUCGCACAAAAACAUCUCUCGACUUUAUGAUUGAAAAACGGAAGGAAGUUGGCGUAAUUGAUGACAACCCAUUUCUGUUUGCCAGGAUCGGAACAGAAACCAAUAUUCGUGGAUGUGACUGCCUUCGGAAAUAUGCCAAAGAGAGCAAGGCAAGCCACCCAGAACUCCUUAGGUCAACCAAACUAAGAAAGCAUGUUGCUACCUUAUGCCAGCUCCUGGACCUUGAUAAUCAAGAGCUGGAACAAGUAGCUCGUUUUAUGGGACAUGACAUAAGAGUCCAUUGCGAUUAUUACCGCCAAACUGACAAAACAUUUCAGGUAGCCAAGAUUGGGAAACUACUGUUAGCAAUGGAGCAUGGAGCAGGGGCGCUUAAAGGGAAGAAUCUGAAGACACUGGACUCAGUUGUCUUUGGUAAAGGACAUGAAGCCACCUCAACCAAAGGCUUGAGAGGAGUCAAAGAGAGAGGGACAUCAAAUGUAGACAGACGACUGGAAGCUAAUGAUGAUGGAGAACAGCCACACCUGUCAACCACAAGCCCACCUGUCAAGAGGCCAACGAAGACUGCAACUAAAAGACAUGAUGACGAUGGGAGUUAUGAUGAUGGGGGUAGGUCCAGGCAUUGUAUACAUCAGUAAUGUUCUUAGUCUGAGGU